Glycine soja is the source of this 1811-nucleotide messenger RNA. Its product is annotated as trihelix transcription factor ASIL1-like. The record is from RefSeq and is a predicted model, not a curated record. NCBI's taxonomy places the organism in Eukaryota, Viridiplantae, Streptophyta, Magnoliopsida, Fabales, Fabaceae. The transcript has 2 exons. The coding region runs from base 360 to 1550 and encodes 396 amino acids. Gene Ontology annotation, molecular function: transcription cis-regulatory region binding. Gene Ontology annotation, cellular component: nucleus.
UGGUAGGAAAAUAAUAACAAACUAAAGUUUAAAAAAAAAAAUGAAAUAAUGGAACCCAACCCAUCCGGCUCACGUUAGCAACAAGCACCUUCUAUCUCUGUGGAACUUGUGAUGUGCUUCGCUAAUUGACAGUUUCUUACCGUCUGUUUGCAAUUCCACGCUUUUCAUUUCCCCCAAAUUCCGUUCCCUCAGGACCAUGCAAUUCAUUUCAAUUGGAAUAGAAUAUUAUAGUAUACAAUACACAAAGAGGGGUUGUUGUUGAUUUGUUGGUUAAGGCCUUAAAGGGGAUAGAGAUACCACUACUAGUUCUGUCUGUAGCUUUAGUUUCCUUGCAAAUUGCAACUGUGACCUGUUUCUUAAUGGAUGGCAUUGAGGAUGAUGCAAGGUACCCCCAUAACCCAUAUGGUUAUGGUUAUCAGAAUUCUCCAUAUUCCCCCCCAGUUGAUACUGAAUAUGCCCAUGAUGAUAAUGAUGAAAAUGAACAAGAACAGUUAGAAGGGGAUGAUGAGGUUGAUGUUGAUCAAAGUAACAAUCUUCAGCUUCCCCAAGAGGAUGCUGUUGAUGAAGAUGGCAUGUAUGGGGGUGGUGAUGAAAAUGAUGAUAACCAUGAUGAUGAUGAUGAUGAUGAGGAGGAGGAGGAGGAGGAGGUGGUGGAGGUGGAAGAGAAUAAGCAGAUUGAUUAUUAUGCCAUUAAGAGUGAAGAUGAGUUAGAGUGGCACCCAAAAAAGCAAAAGCUAAAGAGUUUGAUUUCGACCUAUGAACUCGCACCUCGAGUGCCAGCACCAUCAUCAGUUGCAGCUACUGCUCCCACGGUUCCUAAACCAUCUUCUGGGGGUAGGAAUUCACUAACUGACUGGACUGAGCAAGAGACUUUUGUUCUUCUUGAUGCAUGGGGUGAUAGGUUUCUUCAACAUGGAAGGAAGAGUCUUCGAUGUGAGGAAUGGCAACAAGUUGCAAAAAUGGUAUCACAAGUUUCAAAAAUUGAAAGGACAGAUACUCAGUGUAGAAAUCGUCUAGAUACAUUGAAGAAAAAAUACAAGAAGGAGAAGGCUAAAUUUCCAGAUAGUGAUGGUGGAGCUUGCAAAUGGGUUUAUUUAAAAAGGAUGGAUGAGCUAAUGUCUUCUCCUCCGCAACAAGCUGGUCUCUCUUGUGGUUUAGACUCAGGAGAGUAUGUUUUUAUGAACACCAGAGUUCAUUUGAACCAUGCAAAUGGGUUGGAUGAAAUGAAGGAUAAUCCUGACAAUACAGAAUCUACUGGCGAAGAAGAUUCUGAUGGGCCUCAAGCAAAGAAAAGAAAGAAGAGAAGGGGCAGUGGCGAAGCUUCUUCUUUCAGGUUACUUGCUGAUUCCAUUCAGAAAUUCAGUAAGAUAUAUGAGAAGAUAGAAAAUAGUAAAAGGCAGCAGAUGGUGGAACUGGAAAAGAUGAGGAAGGAUUUCCAUAAAGAGUUGGAAAGGCAGAAGAGGCAGAUUUUAGAGAAUCUGCAGUGUGAGAUUUCAAAACUAGAGCAGAGAAAUGAUGAGAACAAUGAUUCUGCCGAAAAUGGUACUUGAAAUCUUAUGCAUUGUAGUUUUCAUUGUUGUGUAAGAAACAAUGUAGACUCUAGACAGCUAGUUGUAUCAUUUUUGAGGCAUUUUGCCCCUUCUUACCAGCAAUGUUGCAUUUUACUAGAAUUAGAACCGGAUAGCCCAAUCAUGUAAUUGUUACCGAGUUCAGAAUUGUGCUCAAUGCCUGUCUGGUCUAUUGCUUGACUUUGGUAUAUCAUAUUUAUGAAUAAUUAUAAUGUUAGAUGAUAUGAAUUACUUCUAACUGAA